AAAUAAUAUUAGAUUGGCAAAGUUGUUACAAUUAUAAAUAAAGCUUCCCCGUCGACGACAACCCCCCUCCUUGAAAAUCCAUAGAGAAAGGGAGAGUUCGAGAUUCGGCAUUUAAAAAUCUGCAAUUUGGGGAUCUCUCUCGUUCUCUAGGGUUUCAAUUUCCGGAAUUCCCAAAUCAAUUUUGACGAGUAUCUCAUCAUUAUUGAGUGAUUGAUUCAGCGUAUCUUUCCCUCAUUUGUCUGGAAGGGCCUAAUUUAAAGCUCGAAGGGGUUCCGAUCUGGUGGUAUACCUAUCCGACAAAUUUGUCGAAUUCGUGUGAAGGGUUUUCUUCAGGGGAAUAAGUUAACUAAUCGAAAUGGUGUUUUGGGUGUUCGGAUACGGUUCUUUGGUGUGGAACCCUGGGUUCGAUUAUGAUGAGAAAGUGAUAGGUUUUAUCAAGAAUUAUCGCCGAGUUUUUGAUCUGGCUUGCAUUGACCACAGAGGUACUCCGGAGCAACCCGCUAGAACUUGCACUUUGGAAGAAGCUGAAGGGGCUAUUUGCUGGGGAGCUGCAUAUUGCGUUUGGGGAGGGCCAGAAAAGGAAAAGGCAGCAAUGGAGUAUUUACGAAAAAGAGAAUGUGAAUAUGAUUUGGAGACUUUGGUUGACUUUUACAAGGAAGGAGGAGAUAGUGACCUGCCGGCCUUGACUGGAGUGAUAGUGUUUACAUCCACCCCUGAUCCAAUCAAUAACAAGUACUAUUUAGGCCCUGCUCCUUUGGAAGACAUGGCUAGGCAAAUCGCAACAGCCUUUGGUCCGUGUGGUAAUAACAGAGACUAUCUGUUUUUGCUAGAAAAAGCAAUGUUUGAUCUUGGUCAUGAGGAAGAUUAUAUUAUAGAACUUGCUAAUGAAGUAAGAAAAGUAGUGUUAAACCUUGGCUUGGCAAUGACAAAGGAUAAGAGGCUGCUUGGAUCAUCCCAUCUUCGGCCGAAGUUCUCUCCAGUCAAGAAUGUGAGGUUAUUGCCAGAAGCAGUUGCUGCUGAUUCUUAAUUUGCGGGCUACAUUACCAAAGGCUAUCUUUCUGCGGAACCCUCCCUAAAUGACCACACUUUUUUGGGAAGAGCUGGAUAUUUUACUUAGAUUUGGUUUAUUUUUUAAACCUGACUUAGUUCAGUAACUCUAGUAUGUGGUAAGCUCCACAUGAGCUUGUUAGGAUAAGAAGAGAGCUGAAUAACUUACUUCGUACUUGCCACUGAAUAGAAUGAAUAUCAACACAACAGAAUGAAUAUCAACUCUGCUUCUUUUUGUUUGAAUACCAACACUGUUGAACAGAAUGAAUGCUGUCUUGAUGGACUCAAUCACUGCUUUGUUUGUCAACCUUCUUCAUUUGUAUUUCAAUGGCCACAAUAUGGAUAAUCUGGAUUUGUAUGUGAUGUCACAUAUUGUACUUGAUUUCAAAAGCUGAGAUAAAAAGAUUCAUAAGGAUAUGGUUGAU
This is a messenger RNA of Oldenlandia corymbosa var. corymbosa, 1472 nucleotides long. The record is from the annotation of a GenBank genome assembly. Lineage: Eukaryota; Viridiplantae; Streptophyta; Magnoliopsida; Gentianales; Rubiaceae.